UGCCCCGUUAUUGCCGACUCUUUACUGUCUGCGGCUGCGCCUUUUCCGCAUGCUCCGCCAAGCAGCAGCAGCAGCAGGAGGAGGCGGCGGCUAGCAGCAGAAGAGCAGACCAACAAGAGUCGGAGAAGCCUCCCCUAGCUUCGCUAUGCAGCCCAUCAAGGUGUACGCCGACCGGCGGUCGCAGCCCUCCCGAGCCGUCAUCAUCUUCUGCAGGGUGAAUCAGAUCGAUUUCGAGGAGAUCACGGUGGAUCUGUUCAAGUCUCAGCACCUCACCGCCGAAUUCAGAAAAAUAAACCCGAUGGGACAAGUGCCUGCAAUUGUUGAUGGAAGAUUCAAACUAUUUGAGAGUCAUGCUAUUUUGAGGUACCUCGCAUCCGUGUUCCCCGGAGUUGCAGAUCAUUGGUAUCCUGCUGACUUGUUCACCAGAGCCAAAAUUGAGUCAAUCUUGGAUUGGCAUCACUCAAAUUUGCGUCGUGGUGCAGCAACCCUUGUAAUGCACACAGCACUGGCUCCCUUUCUUGGUCUUGCGACAAGUCCUCAUGUUGUAAAACAAGCAGAAAAACUUCUAAUGCAGUCACUAGGAAGGAUUGAAUCAGUGUGGCUGAAGGGUGAUGCAAAGUUCUUGCUAGGUAGCCCCCAGCCAUCAAUUGCAGAUCUGAGCCUUGUUUGUGAAAUAAUGCAAUUGGAGCUUUGCAGAUCCUUGGCGAUGACGAACGUGACCGAUUUCUGGGAGCUCAUGAGAAGAUCCUCAUCUGGAUGGAUAAUGUGAAGAAAGCCACCAGCCCUCAUUUUGAGGAAGCCCAUGAGCUCCUUUUCCAAGUGAAGGCCAGCAUGCUAAGCAAUGCUGCUGCAGCAAACCAGACUUCUGAGCCAAGCACGAAGCUCAAAAUUGUGUCAAAGCUCUGAGAUGUAGCACCAAAAGAACUACAGAAAGGGGAAGAUACUGUUGCAACUUGCAAGUAUAAAUAGAACAUUGCAAUAAGCGUCGGGAAGAGAUUAUGGGCGCUGUGAAAAUUGUGGUGCGUUGCAUAGAUCAGCAAGUAACCCCCACCUUACAAGUGGUUCCUUGCGGAUCAUACUGAUGAAAAUUUAAAACAAAACUGGACUUGUAUGAAAACUGUUUAUCUACGCUGUACAUGAUCCUUACUAGUGCAUCCCUCCUUACUGAUAAA
This is a messenger RNA of Panicum virgatum (switchgrass), 1172 nucleotides long. Its product is annotated as glutathione S-transferase T1-like. The transcript is spliced from 7 exons. The record is from RefSeq and is a predicted model, not a curated record. Lineage: Eukaryota; Viridiplantae; Streptophyta; Magnoliopsida; Poales; Poaceae. Bases 146 to 769 code for a protein of 207 amino acids.